CAUAAAAAAACGAGAGGUAAAUCACACAGAGAACCAUCAGCAAUGGCGAAGAUUUCUAGUAGCACCGUCGUUCUCCUGGUGUUUCUCGUCUCGUCGUGGGGGGCAUUGCCGGUGUUGUCCCGUGGAGGGAUGGAGGAUGGAGGAGGCGGUAUCGGUGCUAAUAUUGGGCUUCAAAAGUCUAUCGGUGCUAAUGUUGGUGUUGGUGCGAAUGGAGGCGCCGGUGCUGGUGCUGGUGCUGGCAUUGGAGCAAAUGUAGGUGUUGGAGCAAAUAUAGGUGCCAAUGCUGGUCUUGGUGCCGGUGCAAAUGGAAACGGUGGUGCUGGUCUUGGUGUCGGUGCACAUAAAUCUAUUGGUGCUAAUGUUGGUGUUGGUGCGAAUGGAGGCGCUGGUGCUGGUGCCGGUGCUGGUGUUGGUGCUGGCCUUGGAGCAAAUGUAGGUAUUGGAGCAAAUGUAGGUGCCAAUGCCGGUCUUGGUGCCGGUGCCGGUGCACAUAAAGGUAUUGGUGCUGGUGUUGGUGCUGGCCUUGGAGCAAAUGUAGGUAUUGGAGCAAACGUAGGUGCCAAUGCUGGUCUUGGUGGCGGUGCCGGUGCAAACGGUGGUGCUGGUGCUGGUGCUGGCCUUGGAGCAAAUGUAGGCAUUGGAGCAAAUGUAGGUGCCAAUGCCGGUCUUGGUGUCGGUGCACAUAAAGGUAUUGGUGCUGGUGUUGGCAAAUGAUGGAAGCCGAAAACAAAUAAGUCAACUAAAGGUGGCGUCGAUUCUAGCUACGAAGAGAAGGAAACCGAAGCAAGUCAAUCAACUAAAGAUGAGACCGGUUUUGACUACGUUUCAAAGAACAAGGAACUUUAGAGAGCCAUUACAUGAUUUAGCAUGAUAUUUACUCAUUGUCAUUUCUUUUUUACUUUGUUACAUUCUUUUCAAGAUUCUACGUAAUAUAUACUAGCAAAGCGUCAUGCUGAGUCAUGCCUCACAUUGGAGGGUGCAAAUAUCCUACCAAUUAGAGAUAUGUCCUAGAGACAAUUCUAGAGACAAGAUUAUAUAAUGUUGUAUCCAUGAGUUAUGAAAUGUUCCUUGAAUAAUUUUUUUAUAUUGA
Molecule: messenger RNA, 1090 nt
Organism: Triticum dicoccoides
Lineage: Eukaryota; Viridiplantae; Streptophyta; Magnoliopsida; Poales; Poaceae
Product: fibroin heavy chain-like
Exons: 3
Coding region: 43-714 (223 amino acids)
Source: RefSeq, a predicted model, not a curated record